AGGUUUGGAGGGAUUUUAAAUCGGUGAGACUGAGAAAGACGAUGUGAGACUGAGAAAGACGAUGUGGCGAGAUUGUGACUCCUUGUUCUCGGACGCAGAGUGGUCACUUUGGGGGAAGUCAUCAGGGGGAACAUCCCCCUCGUCCCCGGGGGAAGUUCUUCCUGGAGGAUUUCGGGUGCGGAGCGCAGCGUUGGGGGUGUGAGGGACUCCCCGCUUUGGCGCAGCGGCUUUCCGGAACGGCUGGCCGGGAAGGAAGUCCUAGGCAUUGUAAGGCGUGUUUGCAGAUGGGAAGGUCUUCUGGGCUGAGGUUCUUAAAACUUACUUGGCUUAUGGUGCACGGCUCGGGGCGGAAACGCGGUGGUGACCAGGUGGAGAACCUGCGCCGUGUCCCAGGGGCGGAGGACGCCGCCCGGCGACCGUCGUGUUCCAGCUCCCUGUGCCCUCUCGCAGACCCAGAUCCCAGUGCUGCGAGGCACGGUACUCGUCCCCGGAGCCCUGUUCCCUGCCCGGGUCAACUCUGGGAAAUGAGGAGGGCACCUUCAUCUUGAACUUGACCCUAGGGAUGGCGUCGUCCCUGAAGAGACAAAAGAGUGUCAAAAUGUUAAAGGCUGUGCUGAAGAAGAGCCGAGAAGGAGGAAAAGGAAGCAAGAAGGAAGCAGGAAGUGAUUUCCCUCUGGAGACUUCUUCAGUCCUGCCCCCUGGUCAUGGUGGUGACACUUCUGUGAGCAGUCUUCCUACAACAGAAGAUACCUAUCGGGUGAACUUGGCCAAAGGUGUCUCCAUGUCUCUGCCUUCAUCACCCUUGCUGCCUCGACAGUCCAAUUUGGUACAAUCAAGAUCAAACAAAAAAUCCCCAGGUCCCAUCAGGAAGCCCAAGUAUGUGGAAAGCCCCAGGGUGCCUGGCGAUGCAGUUAUAAUCCCGUUCAGAGAAGUGUCCAAGCCCACAGAGCCCAGUGAGAAUGAAGCAAAGGCCGAUAAUGAACCGAGCUGUUCGCCGGCAGCUCAAGAACUGUUGACAAGGCUGGGAUUUUUACUGGGAGAAGGGAUCCCAAGUGCCACACACAUAACCAUUGAAGACAAAAAUGAAACCAUGUGCACAGCUCUGAGCCAAGGCAUCAGUCCUUGCUCCACACUAACAAGCAGCACAGCAUCUCCUAGCACCGAUAGCCCCUGCUCAACCUUGAAUAGCUGUGUCAGCAAGACGGCAGCCAACAAAAGUCCCUGUGAGACCAUUAGCAGCCCUAGUUCCACCCUGGAAAGCAAGGACAGUGGAAUUAUAGCCACAAUUACAAGUUCAUCCGAAAACGAUGACCGGAGUGGCUCCAGUUUGGAAUGGAAUAAAGAUGGAAGCCUGAGGUUAGGGAUUCAGAAGGGAGUGCUUCAUGAUCGAAGGGCAGAUAACUGCUCCCCAGUGGCAGAGGAGGAGACCACGGGGCCAGCGGAAAGUGAGCUGCUCAAAGCGGAGUCCUCAGCUGGAGAUGGUCCGGUCCCUUAUUCUCAGAGCUCCAGCUCGCUAAUAAUGCCACGUCCCAACUCAGUUGCAGCGACAAGCUCUACUAAACUGGAAGACCUGAGUUAUUUAGAUGGACAGAGAAAUGCUCCCCUCCGGACAUCAAUUAGAUUACCAUGGCACAAUACAGCCGGAGGUAGGGCACAGGAAGUUAAAGCACGAUUUGCUCCCUACAAGCCACAAGACAUCUUGCUGAAACCCCUGCUUUUUGAAGUUCCAAGCAUCACAACGGACUCUGUGUUUGUGGGAAGAGAUUGGCUCUUUCACCAGAUAGAAGAAAACUUGAGGAACACAGAACUGCCAGAGAAUAGAGGAGCAGUUGUUGUUGGAAAUGUGGGGUUUGGGAAGACCGCAAUCAUUUCCAAGUUGGUGGCACUGAGCUGCCAUGGAAGCCGCAUGAGGCAGAUUGCUUCCAAUAGCCCCAGUUCAUCACCUAAAACAUCGGAUCCUGCCCAGGAUCUUCCUUUCACUCCACUGCUUUCACCGAGUUCUUCCACAAGUGGUCUCAAGGUGGCUAAAACACCUUCUGCCUCGAGUACUCCUGAAAACCAGAGACCAAGAGAGGAUGCGGUGAAAUACCUUGCUUCUAAGGUGGUAGCCUAUCACUACUGCCAGGCUGACAACACGUACACAUGCCUGGUGCCUGAGUUCGUGCACAGCAUCGCGGCUUUGCUCUGCCGGUCCCACCAGCUGGCGGCGUAUAGAGACCUUCUGAUCAAGGAGCCCCAGUUGCAGAGCAUGCUGAGCCUCCGCUCCUGUGUGCAGGAUCCUGUGGCUGCUUUCAAGAGGGGAGUGCUGGAGCCACUCACAAACCUAAGAAAUGAGCAGAAAAUUCCUGAAGAAGAAUAUAUUAUUUUGAUAGAUGGCUUAAAUGAAGCUGAGUUUCAUAAACCUGAUUAUGGAGAUACGCUUUCUUCUUUUAUUACCAAAAUUAUUUCUAAAUUUCCUGCCUGGUUGAAGUUGAUUGUGACUGUAAGAGCAAAUUUUCAGGAAAUUGUAAGUGGGUUGCCAUUUGUCAAGCUUUCGCUGGAUGACUUCCCAGAUAACAAAGACAUUCACAGCGACCUGCAUGCCUACGUCCAGCACAGGGUCCAUAGCAGUCAAGACAUCCUCAACAACAUCUCCCUGAAUGGCAAGGCCGACGCUGCCCUUAUCGGGAAGGUCAGCAGCCACCUGGUGCUGCGGAGCCUCGGCUCCUACCUGUAUCUCAAACUUACCCUGGACCUCUUCCAGAGGGGACACCUGGUCAUCAAAAGCGCCAGCUACAAAGUGGUGCCUGUGUCCCUUUCCGAGCUCUAUCUGCUACAGUGCAACAUGAAGUUCAUGACUCAGUCUGCCUUUGAGAGAGCGCUGCCAAUUUUAAAUGUGGCACUCGCGUCUCUCCACCCUAUGACAGACGAGCAGAUUUUUCAGGCUAUUAAUGCUGGUCACAUCCAAGGCGAACAGGACUGGGAGGACUUUCAGCAGAGGAUGGAUGCCCUCUCCUGCUUUCUCAUUAAGAGGCGAGACAAAACCCGCAUGUUCUGCCACCCAUCCUUUAGGGAAUGGCUUGUCUGGAGAGCAGAUGGGGAAAGCACAGCCUUCCUGUGUGAGCCCAGGAGUGGACAUGCUCUUCUGGCAUUCAUGUUCUCUCGGCAGGAGGGCAAGCUGAACCGCCAGCAGACCAUGGAGCUCGGCCACCACAUCCUAAAGGCGCACAUUUUCAAGGGCCUCAGUAAGAAGACCGGAAUCUCCUCAAGCCAUCUGCAGGCGCUGUGGAUCGGGUAUAGCACUGAGGGGCUGUCUGCCGCCCUCGCCUCUCUCCGAAAUCUCUACACACCCAAUGUGAAGGUGAGCCGUCUCCUGAUUUUGGCAGGGGCCAAUGUGAACUACAGGACCGAAGUGUUAAACAAUGCCCCCAUCCUGUGUGUCCAGUCUCACCUCGGCCAUGAGGAAGUCGUCGUCCUGCUCCUAGAAUUUGGUGCCUGCCUGGAUGGAAUAUCAGAGAAUGGCAUGACCGCGCUGUGCUAUGCGGCAGCGGCCGGCCACAUGAAGCUGGUGUGUCUGCUGACCAAGAAGGGGGCGAGGGUGGACCAUUUGGAUAAGAAAGGCCAGUGUGCGCUUGUCCACAGCGCCCUGCGGGGCCAUGGCGACAUUCUGCAGUACCUGCUGACUUGUGAAUGGUCACCGGGUCCUCCGCAGCCCGGUGCAUUGAGGAAGAACCAAGCCUUGCAGCAGGCACUGACGGCAGCAGCCAGCAUGGGCCACAGCUUGGUGGUCCAGUGCUUGCUGGGAAUGGAAGAGGAACAUGAAAUAGAAGUCAAUGGCACUGACACGUUGUGGGGAGAAACAGCCCUGACUGCCGCUGCAGGGAGAGGGAAGCUGGAGGUCUGCGAGCUGCUGCUGGAACGGGGUGCUGCUGUGUCUCGGACGAACAAGAGAGGGGUCCCCCCACUGUUUUGUGCAGCACGCCAGGGGCACUGGCAGAUCGUGAGGCUGCUGUUGGAACGUGGCUGUGACGUGAACCUGAGUGACAAGCAGGGCCGGACGCCCCUCAUGGUGGCUGCCUGUGAAGGACACUUGAGCACCGUGGAAUUUCUCCUUUCUAAAGGUGCUGUGCUUUCUUCUCUUGACAAAGAGGGUCUGUCGGCUUUGAGCUGGGCUUGUCUGAAGGGUCACAAGGCAGUGGUGCAGUAUCUGGUGGAAGAAGGAGCCGAGAUAGACCAGACAGACAAGAAUGGCCGCACACCGCUGGACCUGGCUGCCUUCUACGGUGACGCUGAGACCGUGCUGUACCUGGUUGAGAAGGGAGCUGUGAUUGAGCACGUGGACCACAGUGGAAUGCGGCCCUUGGACAGAGCCAUCGGUUGUCGAAACACCACUGUUGUGGUCACAUUGCUCAGAAAAGGAGCCAAAUUAGGAAAUGCUGCUUGGGCGAUGGCCACCUCCAAACCUGAUAUUUUGAUUAUACUUUUACAGAAAUUAAUGGAGGAAGGAAAUGUGAUGUACAAAAAAGGGAAGAUGAAGGAAGCGGCCCAGCGGUACCAGUAUGCCUUGAGGAAGUUUCCCCGAGAAGGACUCGGGGAGGACAUGAGACCCUUCAAUGAACUAAGAGUCUCCCUCUAUCUCAGCUUGUCUCGAUGUCGGAGAAAAACAAAUGACUUUGGUAUGGCAGAAGAAUUUGCUUCCAAGGCUCUGGAGUUGAAGCCCAAAUCCUAUGAAGCCUUCUAUGCCAGGGCAAGAGCGAAGAGAAAUAGCAGGCAGUUUGCAGCAGCCCUGGCUGACCUGCAGGAGGCAGUGAAACUCUGUCCCACUAAUCAGGAAAUCAAGAGGCUCCUGGCGCGUGUAGAAGAGGAGUGUAAGCAACUCCAGAGGAACCAGCAGCAGAAGCAGCAGUGCCCUCCGCCAGCCCCGCCAGAUGACUCGGAUAACGAAGAGGAUGUCCCAACCCCUGGGUUAAAUGACCACUUUCACCUCAAGGAGGCUGAAGAGGAAGACACUUCUCCACAGGAAGAAUCUAUUCCGCAGACUUCCAGGUCCCAGCCAUCUGCAUCUGUCCCUUCCCCAUUUAUCCGAAACCUUCAAGAAAGCUUCCAGUCUAAAGGCAGCCCGGUGUCGCCACCGAGUAGGGCAGGAGGCAGCAAGUCUCUGAGAGAGACUGUUGCUCAGCCAGGGCUGGUGAUGCAGCCCACGAAACAGGCACAGAUCGUGAAAACCAAUCAACACCUGGGUUCUGUGCAGUCUGCUGUGAGACACAGCAGCACAAAAACACAGGUCUCUUCUCAGAAUCCUCCCCCAAGUCCCAUGCCAGGAAGAGUCCCUGUAGCUGCCACCAGCAGCAGAAACCAGCAGGUGGAGGGACCAGGUGCCUUCACUGUGGGAGCCAGUUGUGGCCACUUCGGGGAUCGGCUGGGGCCCAGCCAGAAUGUCCACCUCCAGCGCAGUGAGAGUGGAGUAGCGUAUCCCUUACCAAGCAAGAUCAAAGCUGCCGAGAAGCUUCUGGCUCAUGCUUCUGUGGCUGUGGACGUGGCCCCUCCAAGCCAAGGCGGAGCUGGGAGCUGCAGUGAUGGGCGACACCCUGCCUCCCUUGGCAGCUCAGGCUCUGGCUCUUCCGGUUCUCCUUCCAGCAGCAUAAAGAUGUCAAGUGCAACCAGUAGUUUGACUUCUAGCAGUAGUUUUUCAGAUGGCUUCAAGGUCCAAGGACCAGAUGCUCGAAUUAAAGACCAGGGGAUAAGUCAGGUACAGAGUGGCACUGCUGAGCACAGGCCCCGCAGUACUCCAUUCAUGGGCAUCAUGGACAAGACUGCCAGGUUCCAACAGCAGGGCCAUCCUCCCCACCGUGCCUGGCACUGUCAGGUGGCAGAGGGGCUGCUGACACACACUUCGGCUGCAGCUGGCCUGCAGUCCACUAACUCAGAGAAACCCUCUCUCAAACAAGGAGGAGGAUACAGCAGCCAAGCCAAAGCCUGCCCUGUUUCCACCCUGAGUGGAGGUGUCCACAACGGGGCACAGGUGAAGGAGUUAGAAGAAAACAAGUGCCAAGUCCCAGCCCACUGUCAAGACAGCAGGAAAACUAAGAGCGUUUCUCAUCUGUAUCAGGAAAGUAUCUCCAAGCAGGCACCUCAUGUCAGCAGCGAAGCCCACAGGAGCCACCUCACUUCAGCAAAACCAAAGCGAUCAUUCAUAGAGUCAAACGUGUAACCUUAAAGAGACCCAUCAGUAGAAUUCAGAAAACAGUGUGUUCACUCCUGGUGGUAGUUAAAAGGUUUUUCAUGAUAAAAAUUACUUUUUAGCCAUAUUUUUUUCUUUCUUCCAGGGUGUAUCUGAUGCCAUUGACAUAUUAAAAAUGUAGGAAAAACUCCUGUAAUGAGUAGUUAGAGGUCACCAUAAAUAAAAAUGCUAAAAAAUUAAAAAUUAGCUAUACUUAUCAAGUUAAAAUUUCAAGACAGCCAAGACUACAUUAACUUACGCUUUUGUCUUGUGAUAUUAUUUGGUUUUUAAUCACUUUUCUUCUUGCCUUUGCUAUUUGGUAAACCACAGUACUUAGAUGGAAAACAGUGUCCAUUGUGGGUAAGUUUAACCCAAACGAUGUAUCCUGGGAAAGAUGGAAUUUUCAAGUUUUACUGUCCAUUGAGUCAAAUCACAAUUUUAUUUUUAUAUGUAUAAAUUAAGACCUCAGUGAUUUCUAUCUGAAUAUAAGUGUGAUGAUAAACAUGAUAGAUUUUUUGGUUAUUUUUUUGUUUAAGCAAAAUAUAAAAACAUUAAGUAUUAUUCCCUUCCUAGCAGUUCUUUUAAAAACAUUAAACAUUUAUUUCUGUAUUAUGGUUCUUAUUCAGAGUGUUUUUACACUGUACUUUUUUGGAACUAUAUUCAUGCUUCAAGGUGUUUUUGAUAGGUGGAAUCAGAAAAAAUUUUGGAAUAUGGAUUGGUGGUUAGAUCAGAUUUGAGCUUAAAAUACUAAGACCAGCAUUCCUAGUAGAGCUUUAGUGUCAAGUGAUUCUAAAACUGCUUCUAAAAAUGCUAACAUUUCUGAAACAAGUCUUCCAAAGUCCUUUUAGAUAAUAUUUAAGGAACUGGGAACAUAGCUCAACAGCACAGCGCCUGCCUAGCAAGCGUGAUGUCAUGAGUUUGAUUCCCGGUAAAGAAAAAAAAUAUUUAAAUUGGAUACUUAACGUAUGAGUGGUGGUUACCUUUGUUUUGUUAUACAGCCACUACUUCUUAGUCACAUGUUGUAUAUAUUACAUAGCUGGCCCAGUUUUAUUCAGACUUGUAAAUAUAACUAUUUCAACAUAGUUAAAUCAAUUAAAAGCAAAAACAAAGAACAAAACCCCAGCCAUAUAUUUGCAUGUUCUUUGUAAACUUCAUCCAUGCUGGUUAUUGCACUGAAUAAUAUGUUAUUAUGGCAUGUUAACAGUAUACCAGUAACGGCACUUUAUCUCAUUUAUAUAAACACCUAUGAGGUGCUAAAGUCCAAACUGAUGUAUUAUUAAUCUGUAAAGAUAAGGUACAGGAAUGAACCUUGCUUUAAAGGUAUUUUUAUAUGAAAAUGAUGUUUUGGAGGGUGCUAAAAUGCUAGUUUGAAAGAAGUGGGAAUGUGUUUGUUUUAUAUGUUGGGAUGUGAAAUUUAUUUUCAGAACUGGGGAGAAGGAAGUUCUAUAUUUGCAGACUGUUUUAGAAACAAGUAGUUACGAAGUUCCUAUGAACAUCAUUAAGGUUUUGUAUGAAUAGGUGUCAUUCUCAAACAUUGUUUCUGAGUAUGUAUACAGUGUACUUUGUACAAACAGCUUUCUCAUUUUUUAUAAGCUUUCCAUGAGUUCUGCUAUAACUACUAUGGCUUAUUUAUUACUUUCUUUAAUAUUUGUGAAAGUCUUACUCUUUUAUUAUGUAGUUUUGUUUCUGCACAACUACUGUACUUUUUCCAUAAGGAAUAAAAGCUAUUACUAGAAUUGA
Molecule: messenger RNA, 7939 nt
Organism: Cavia porcellus (domestic guinea pig)
Lineage: Eukaryota; Metazoa; Chordata; Mammalia; Rodentia; Caviidae
Gene: Tanc1
Product: tetratricopeptide repeat, ankyrin repeat and coiled-coil containing 1
Exons: 26
Coding region: 563-6190 (1875 amino acids)
Biological process (GO): regulation of postsynapse organization
Cellular component (GO): glutamatergic synapse
Molecular function (GO): protein binding
Source: RefSeq, a predicted model, not a curated record